CGCGCGCGUAUAGAAAGAAAAAAUUCCCCGGGAGAUUCGCUCGACAGGGAAGAGCGCGAGCGAGCGUCGCCAUAUUGUUCGUGAGCGUAGUGCGAGCAGGUCGAUUUUCCGGAGCUACAACAACACACUGCGGGCGCGCGAUUGUGUUCCGUGAGCUAGGGGUGUUUUUUUUCUAUUGCUAGCGGGCCUAUUGUGAGCCUUACUGUGUGUGUGUGGGUAGGUAGGUGCGUGCGUGCGGUGUGCAGGAGCGGUGGUGGUCGAGAACACGCCGUGAGUCCUCUUCAGUUUUUCGCUGUGGAAUGAGCAAAAGAAGCGCACCGUUGGCGUAGUGCGUUGUGUGAGAGUGAGCAGGUGAGAACGAGUGAGAAAGCGAAGGCAAGAUCUGAGAAGCAGUGUGUACACGGGUGUGUGUUUGUGUGUGCGUGUAUACGCGCGCGUUCUUGGAAGUUUUUUCUUCCCUCUUGCUGACUGCCACAGUGCUGGCCCCCUCCUUACCGGGUCGCCCAGAAGUCAGGCCAAGUCCCCAAGCAAGGUGGAAGAAGAAAGGAGGACAACGACUCCCUCCGUGUAGGGCACACACGCGUCUAAAGCGAGCAACCGAGUGUGUGCGUGAACGACCGUGCGUGUGUGUGCGUGGUUGGUGUGUGUGCAGUUUUCUUUCGCUGCCUGCUUUGGUUUGCUCUGCUGCGCUCUGUUGUUGGUGAAAGGAAAAAUCGAGAAAAUCCGUGCUUUGGUACCCACAGAAAUCGUGAAUCCGUGGGUGGUGUAGGUAGAAUUGCUCCGUUUGUCUGCCAAGCCAGAAUGGCAAUAUCGUGAAAAGCAUCCUGUGCUUUUUCGGGCCUUCGAAAUAUAAUAUCCGAGCUGUGUGUGUUUAUAACUGUGUGUGUUUAUAUUAUAAUAUCCGAGAAGCAAGUGUGUUUGUUGGUGACGACGACGGUGUUGAGAAGCUGUCGUUUGUGGUGUGUUGGUGGUGGACGAAUAUUUAGGCGUGAGUGAGCAAACGAAGGCGAAAAUUAAAACGCGAAAACGUGUUCUUUUCUACGUCCUAGGUGCGCGUCUGACGUGGGAAAACAGUGAUUACAGAUUGAAGUGAAGUGAAAAAGCGACACACGGGAAGGCGAGUCUGGGCCAAAGAAAGAGUGUGAAUUCUGUGCGUGUGUGUGUUGAGAUUAGCGUGUAGUGCGUGAGAGUGAGUGAGAGUGAGGAGCACUCCGGAGUGAACGUCAUGUCGCUCCCUAUCAACUCACUGUACAGCCUGACCUGGGGUGAUUACGGGACCUCGCUGGUGUCCGCGGUCCAGCUGCUCCGGUGCCAUGGCGAUCUGGUGGACGUCACACUGGCCGCCGGUGGCCGCAGCUUUCCGGCCCACAAAAUAGUGCUGUGUGCUGCCAGUCCCUUUUUGCUGGAUCUGCUGAAGAACACACCAUGCAAGCAUCCCGUCGUUAUGCUGGCCGGCGUCAAUGCGAACGAUCUGGAGGCGCUGCUCGAGUUCGUGUACCGGGGCGAAGUGAGCGUGGACCAUUCGCAGCUUCCCUCGCUGCUGCAGGCGGCCCACUGCCUCAACAUCCAGGGCCUAGCGCCGCAGACCGUCUCGCACAAGGAUGACAACACGACGUACACCACCUCGAUCCAGCUGCACCCGACACUGGUGCCCCAGAAUCACGUCAAGGCGGUGAUCGAUGUGGCUAACAAUGUUUGCACAACGGAAGAACUGAUCACAACACUCGGACCCACACAAACGGUACAGGCACAGGUUAUUGAAACGAUCACCCCGGAUCAGAUGUCGGAUGAGGUUACAAAGGAUGUCAUCAGCCAGUUUCUGCCAACACGCAAGCGCAAGCAGCGUACAAAGAAGACCGGUAACCAAGGACAAACUGGAGCGGCAACCAACAGUGCCGGUGGUACUCAGGCGGCUAAGGUUAUGAAGACGGACGACGAUGGUACAACGAUUCAGGUUAUUGUGAACAAUCCGGAUGAAGCUGCGCCCGUUCCAAAGGACAUCAAGAAGGAAGCGAACGCUGACGGUACCACGGUAGACACCAAGGAAGGCAUCAUCAAGAUCAAGAGCAAAUCUCAAUCGGAGCAACCGGCAACCUGCCCGAUCUGUCAGGCCGUGAUUAGACAGUCUAGGAAUCUGCGUCGGCAUCUGGAACUGAGACAUUUCAAGAAACCCGGCGUUAAGAAGGAACGCGUUCGAAAGAGCAAGAAAGGACAAGCAAAUGCAAAUCAGGCAAACGGAAGCAACGGCACAAACGCAGGCACCAUAACGGUAACCGGUGAUCAGGUCGCACAACAGGCUCAGCAGCAAGUCGUACAGCAGCAGCAGCAGGCCCAACAGCAACAGGUACAGCAGGCACAGCAGCAGCAGCAGAACACGAUCGAUACGACCGGCACGAUAUCCGUCACCGUUUCACAGGCCCAGGCACAGCAGAUCGAGCAGGCAGCCGCCAACGGACAGCAGCACGUUGUGACGCAGCACGAAAAUGCGGACGGCACCACAUCGCUCUCGAUUGCACAGGUUCAAACGCUCGAUGGCCACCAGCUCGCAAUUGGAAAUCUCAAUCAGGCUACACUGAUCCGAACUGGCGAACCGAUCGAAACCGGUAUCAUUGCAACGCACGAGCCGACGCUACGUCCCCACACGGAGCUGUUCCGCGUCGGCAACACCGUCUACACGAUAGAGGAACGUCGGACGGACACCACCAAUCGCCUAACUUAGAACGAUGCGGACGUCGACAACGGAGAGGGCGACGUUUAUGAGAUAGUGGAGGGUGUCGAUUACGAUUGCAUCAUCGACAGCGGUGUCGACGUCGAAAUAGAGGAGGAAACGGGCGAGGUGGUGGAACAGCAACAGCAGCAGCACCAGCACCAACAACAGCACGGUGUUGGAGCGAUCGUGUUGCAGGAAGAUGAUGACGGUGUUGGUGGUGGUGUUGGUGGUGUUGGAGGUGCGAUGGUAAACCAUGUGGAGGAGGUCGAGGAGGACGAUGACGACGACGUGCAGGAGAUCGUCAUGGAUGCGGCCUCGGUAGUACGGCAAGCGGACGAGAUGAUGGUGGGCGGCGAUGUGAGUGGCGAUACGACGGACGGUGUCAUCAUCGAUGCCACCACGGACGAUGAGGAGGAACUGCUUCUUCACCAUCAUCACUCGCACCAUCAUCACCAUCAUCAGUUGCAGCAUUCGUUGGAGGUGGACGAAGACGAUCACCACCAUCAGCAGCAGCAACACCAGCAGCCGAAUAUGUCGGACGACCAUCACCAUCAUCAUCAUCAGCAGCAGCAGCAGCAUCACGUACAUCACGUGGUGGAGGAGGACGAUGUGGAGGAGUUGAGCGGAGUGGUGGAGGAGCUGGAGGAGGAAGAAAUUGUGCAGCAGUUCGAUGGUUCAACGGUCGUCACCGUUACGACGGCACGGGGGAAUAGCUCGCGCAAUGCAGCGCAUCACACCGGGGGCAUUAGCUUCGUAACGGCCGAUUUGCCACUGUCCGGCCGGCGCCGAAUUGUGCGACGGACGCUCGGUAGCGUUUUGCAGGACGAUGUGGUAAUUAGUGGAGCUGCUGGUGGUGAUAGUACGAUCGUUGAGGUGCCUGGUAGUAGUAGUAGUAGUAGCAACAAACCACGGCAUGAUGGAGGGACAGCUGGCGCAGAUCGAGCCGAGGAAGCAAAUGCUGCCGGCGGCGGUGUAGAAGUGACGCUUGAAGGUGGUGAAGCUGGAGGAGGAGGAGGAGGUGGUGGUGGCGGUGAUCAUGCCGGGUUGCCAUCAUCUUACAAACACUUUUUUAUCCUCUAAACGUACCAGAAGGCUACUACCCACUCACGGUGUACGAGACCCGAAUCGGCCGAAGGAAAUGAGAAAAGCUGAUUUUUUUUUUGCGGAUUUCUGGCAAACCGAAGAAGCGCACACACGCGUGAAACCUAGGUACAUUUCAUUCAUUGUCAUUUGGGUGGACGUUGACCCGGUUUUUGUAUUAAUUACCUCCCCCCCCCUCAGCAUCCGUAAGUUUGUUUUCGACCACGUCGCCCUUUUUUCAUUUAUUUUAGUAGUUACUUGUUAGACUUUUGCCCUAGUGUUGUAGACUUUUAUUUGUAUUUAGUAGCUCGACUCACACACACACACACGCAGAAAGAAUGGACAGACGAAGGACGGGAGAAAGAGGAGUUUGGGGUCCCGGUACACAAACACCGUACCCUUCCACCGAGUGGGUAUGCUUAUGUUUUAUGUGUUCUUUAAGUUACAAAGUGCGCAUUUUGGAAGAAAAUGCAUCUUUUUAACGGUGCCGUGCAAUUGGAGGAGGAGGAGGAGGAGGAGGAGGAGGGUGUGUUUGAAUUCGAAAUUCAACUGUCAAAUUUUUCUGUUACUUUUUCCCUUCAUUGUAUCCUUAAGACUUCCACUCACUCCAUCCGUAUGGCACGCGUAACACUAGAGAGAGAGAGAGAGAGAGAGAGGGAGAGGGAUACACACAUAUACAUAUAUACACAUGUAAUGUUGUUGACGAUCGAUUUACAAUGUUUCCUUUUUUUGCCUAUAGUUUAAGAGCUAUGUUUUAUUUUAAGCAUUUUUUUUUGUUCCCCCCGUUUGCCAAUAUAAAAAUUCUGUACAUAUAGUUAAUAUGUAUGCACACAUACAGAAGAGAAAAACCCAUCGCGCACCCCCCCCCCCCCCCCAGACGUUUUUAAUGGCAAUUAGCGUUAGCGUAGUAAAUUCGGCAGUUAUCGAUUGUAUAUUGGUGGAGCAACAAUGAAUGUUAGUGGGAAGCGAAUGAAGGCAUUUUGGUGUUGGCGAAUCAAAAGCGACCACAGCAAGAGAAAGAGAGAGAGAGAGAGAGAGGUUCGGAAAGAUGUGUUUCCGUUUUGUGCAAGAGUAAUGAACGAUGGUACAUCAUAGUAAGGCAUCCUUUUUUUAUGCAUUAUAGUCGUACCUUGCCUGUACGAUAUUCUCAUCCUGCGAAUGAAUGGGCUAAGAUGAAUGCCCCAAAUAGUCAGAUGUGUGUGUGUGCGUGUGGGUAUGGUAUUCAGCCAUGAGCAGUACAGAUUGGGAUGUUAAAGAAGGGAUUCAAGAUUGACCUUAACAAACAUUUACCCUUUUUUUACGCACAUGAUAGUCGUGACACACCAUACUCUCAGCUUUGUUUCCUUGCAUGUUGAACAUUGCAGGUUGAUUUCAAUUAACAGAUUAUGCCAUUAAUGGAAGGCUUUUCCCUUUUUGUUACCCGCAACUGGUUAGUUAGUCCCUGCUCUACGUAGUCUCCCUUUUCCUUAAUCUCUUAAUAUGUUUAAUAUUGAAGCUUUUUUCACGUGAAGCAUUUGUGGGGUUUUUUUCGAGCGAGACAUUAUGCGGUCAGAGGACUCUAGAAACGAAACACGCAAGAAGGCGUGAGAAAUGGCUUAAUUUAUUAUUAUUUCCCUAGGUUUUGUUCGUUACUCCUCCAUUGCACAAGCGCGAGUAAGCGUGUACCGCGGAAGCAAAAGGAAAUCAUGGAUCGUUGUUGUGCACACAGUUUAACCACAAACCAAGUGGUAAACGGGGAAAAAAUGGUAGACGGAAGAAAAUCAUUUUAAAAAUGGAUAAAAGAAGAAUUAAAUAUCUACCCAUGGGAAAAAGGGUAGAUGAUUUCGCAGCAGCUAUACUAAUAAUGUGGUUCAUUGAAGAAACUGUCUUUGACGCUCGAACACUCGACGCAGCAGUAGCAGGGAGGUGAGUUAGAUGAAUAGUAGCUAUUAUUACACACACAUAUAUGUUUGGUGUCAUUUUAUCGCGUUUAAUGCAAAACAUACAAUAUUAAUAAUAGUGAUGAACACCCGUCGUUCUCCCGAGCACCCUUUCCUUCCCGAGCAAAUAUCUCUCCUCUAACCACACAAACGAGAAAGAAGAAGGUGCACAAGUGUGCAAGUGUAAGCCGAUAUGAUUGUGAGCGUAUAAAGUGAAGAAAUGUGUGAGUGAAAACGAGUGUGCGUGUGCGUGUGUUUUGUCCAAAAUUUUACAAUUAGAAGCAAAUGGCAACAACAACAGCAACAAAAACAAAAGAGUACAACAUUAGCGAAUAGUAUGUAGCGUUAUGUGGUGGUUAUGAUGGGGGUGCAGAGCAAGAAGCAAGCAAGCAAGCAAGUAGCGGCGAAACCCGGAACCACAUACAUGGCCACCAAAAAGCCACGAAGAAGAAAAAGAAAAUCUCCCUCAUCCUUGUUUUGCGGGUAGACAACCUCCCACCAACGUACGAUGACUGUAUCACGUUUCGGAUUAGUUUGCUGUGCAAAAGGACUUAAAAUGAGGCUUGCAAAAAAAACCUUCUCCACUGCCUCGAUUCAUCGAUGGAGUGAUCUCGCAGGCCUUCGCCAAUGUGUCCCCCCUCCACCCCUCUGUGGUGGUGGGUGAUGUAGGAAAUCCCCGCAGAUUUUACACGACAAACAAAUGAAACACUCCCAAUACCCCUCAAUGAGCGCCAAAUGAAGGAAACGUGACACAGGAAUACUGAAAUCACGCAUCAUUGCUGUAUAAUAACGGCACACAUCUCCUAAAGUAAAUUUAUAAAGUUUAAUAAUUCUAUAAAAAGUGGAACAAAAACCUGCACACACACAUAAAGAGAAGCAUAAGUAAGUGUCCAGCAAACAAAAACGGAUUGCGAAGAAAAAAGGAAUUUUGAUCUGCAAAAGAAAAACCGAAGAAGAAGAUAACAAACACUCUUCACAAGCACACUCCUGUACUCAUCACCACUCGUAAUGCAUCGUUGUUGUAAGUCAUAGCUGUAUAAACAAAGAAACAAAAGUAAAACCAUAACACACACACACACGCACGAUACAAGGAUGUGUUUUUUUUCCUAAAAAAAUUAAAAGAAGAACAGAUAAAUCACUCAAAGGUUUUAAAACAAGAACAAUGAAAAUAAUAUAAAUAUACAUUCGCCAAGUGCGUUGGGGUGUUGGUGUCGCAAAACACAUUUUUAUCACAAAAAAUUAAUAAUUAAUAGGAUCGAUUACACACACACUCAUACACACACUUACUUUCUUUCGUUGUCGCACGCGGAAAAAGGAAAAUUCAUCUCCAAAAUCAACUCUAUGCUGUAAAAUAAGACAAAACUUUAGACAAAUGGACAGUCUGCUUGCUCUCAAACUUAUUCGACUUUGACGGAAAGUUUCCCCCCGUUUUCUUUUUAUAUAAAUAUAUAUAUAGAUAUAUAAACGAAAAACAAAAAUUUGAUUGUAAAGAAUAGAAAAGCGAACAAUUCCUAGUGAAAAUUUCAACCAAAAUUAAACUACUAACUCGUGGGGGGGGUAAAUUGUGAGACAAAAAACGGGGUAAGAGGAAGGAGGUGUACGAACCACCACAACAGACACACAACAGAGAGGAAGGGUAGAUCAAUUUCACAAAGGUUCACACUCCUCUCUAAAUAGUAAAAGCUAAAUGGGAGGAGGGCGCAGGAGAAAAAACGACAACCACUAAAUGAAUGAUGAAAGGAGAAAGAUGAGAAGAAAAAAAAAAUCGCUACCGAAUCAUACUAACACGAAUCAGAAAACAAAAAACCCUAAAUUAUGAACAAUUUAUGAAGUAAGCUAUAAAUUGAAAUAUCGUUAGAAGGAGGAGGAGACGUGACGGAAGCAGAAGAAUAAAAAAACCACCAAAAUGGUGGAGCGAAAGGUAUAUUAAAAAAAAGGCCUGUGGUGGGUUUGUGGCUGCGCAAACAACGACGAUGAGCAACAUGUGGUGGUAAACCAAUAUAGAUGUGUGUGUGUGUGUAAAUAAA
This is a messenger RNA of Anopheles stephensi (Asian malaria mosquito), 7736 nucleotides long. RefSeq names its product transcription factor GAGA-like. Gene Ontology annotation, molecular function: protein binding. Bases 1226 to 2719 code for a protein of 497 amino acids. Gene Ontology annotation, biological process: regulation of transcription by RNA polymerase II. The record is from RefSeq and is a predicted model, not a curated record. Gene Ontology annotation, cellular component: nucleus. The transcript has 6 exons. NCBI's taxonomy places the organism in Eukaryota, Metazoa, Arthropoda, Insecta, Diptera, Culicidae.